AUGAGGUUCACACUGACCUUCCUCAUCGUCUUAAUAGCUCUGGCGUUCCCUUGUAUCAGGCCACAGACGCUCGGCGAAAGUGUUGUUGCAGGCAAUGAAGACGGAGCGGCUUGGCAAACUGACACGCUUGGAGACAGCGUCGUUGCGGGCAAUGAAGACGGAGCUGCUUGGCAAACUGACAGCAUUGCGGAGAGUACUGCUGCCAGUUCGACGGACGACGUGACGGACGAUGAUCCGCUGGCCGAUGACGAUGCAGUGAACGACGUCUCUUCGACAGAAGCUUCGGGUGUGGGGACGGUCUCAUCUCCGGAUGAUCUGGUGAUAGGUGAUGCCAACAGCACCAAUGACGAUGGCAGUACUGAUGAUGAGGUUGAGGAUGGCACUCCUAGCCAGAGUACGGAUGCUGCCGGGAGCGGAAGCAGUGGAGCAUCUCGCUCUCUUUUUGCUGCUAGUGCUACUCUCGUUGCUGUGGCUAUUGCAGCCAUGCUCUAG
Molecule: messenger RNA, 492 nt
Organism: Peronospora matthiolae
Lineage: Eukaryota; Oomycota; Peronosporomycetes; Peronosporales; Peronosporaceae
Source: the annotation of a GenBank genome assembly